Molecule: messenger RNA, 1667 nt
Organism: Spodoptera littoralis (African cotton leafworm)
Lineage: Eukaryota; Metazoa; Arthropoda; Insecta; Lepidoptera; Noctuidae
Source: the annotation of a GenBank genome assembly
UAUAUUUUGAAUAAGCGUUUUAAUAAAAGGUUUUUUUGUUGUUUCAGGUGGCUUGUGAACAAGAAUGGAACAGAUUACGAAAUAUUUGAUCAUCAUCGCAUCACUAAUGACCGUCAAGUUUACAGUGACUGGUAGUAAGAACGAAGAUAUUGAACCGAGAAUGGAAAGACUUUAUUAUUCACCAGUGUUCAUUAACGUUUGCGACAUUGUCGACAGGCGAUCUAAAGUUCACUGUUAUUGUGACAGUAACAAGCCCAAAAUGGCCACUAGAGCGGACUGCUGGGUAUUUAGCGGAGGAAUUACUGAAGAGGAUCUCAUCUGGCCUAGUUUUUCAUCGCAAUCCGAAAUAGAACAUCUGAUGUUUAACGUAAGGUCGGACGACGCGCUCACAUUCAUCCCAGCGAAAGCAAUAGUAAGGCUGGAUAAAUUGAAACAUCUCUCUAUACAAUUUGGAACUAUAAAAAGAAUCCCACCGUACGCAUUUACGAACUCUUCGACAGUCAGACAAAUUGUGUUAAAAUCAAAUAAGAUCGCCACAUUAGAGAAGCACUCGUUUUCACAGAUGAUGAUGUUAUCGAAUCUAAGCCUGGACGAAAAUCAAAUAUCGGAAUUAAAGAGAGACGUGUUUUUUGGUCUACCAAACCUACACGUUUUACAUUUAUCGAAUAACAAUUUAAGUCUGAUUCAUGAAGGUUGUUUCAAGCACUUGAAUAAUUUAAUAGAACUCAAUUUGGAUUAUAAUUACAUAUCAGUAGUGACUAGAGAAAUGUUAGAAGGGCUCGAAAACCUGUCUAGAUUGAAUUUGAGGAAUAAUAAACUAACAAUGGUUGGGAAUUUGGCUUUUAGUGAACUGUGGGGAUUGAAAGAGCUGAUGUUAGAUAAUAAUGCUUUAGAAUAUAUAUCAGAGAGGGCUUUCGGAGGCCUCACACAGUUGAGAAAAUUGACGCUGUCCGGCAAUAAGCUGACAAAGUUCUACGAGGAUAUACUGGAUGAUAUAAGAAGCCUAGUCAUUUUAGAUUUGAGGUACAAUAUGUUGGAAGCCAUCUCAUAUGAAACAGUUCGACCAGUGGUGGAGAAUGACAAAUCUGCUUCAGCUGCAGUUUAUUUGGAAGGUAACCCACUCAACUGUAAUUGCCGCCUCUCCUGGAUCUACGCGUUACGCAACGAGACGCGAGACAACACACUAAGGCAGGCUCUCGAGAAAGUAUCAUGUGUCACCGACCUAACUGUCGACAGGCACUUGAACGACCAAGAAGAUAACGAAAGCGCCAAAGAUAAUGCCCUACCCGAAGACACUUACGACUAUUAUGAUAAAACCGAAGAGUAUUCCGAAAGGAAAUUCACCAAAAAAGCUACGAAACUUAUCGAUAUUCCCCUGGAAACUCUUCCGUGCCCCAAAGAGCUGAUGCAAACUGAAGAGUACGGCCACCCAGUACAGAACGAGAUCAGACUCAAAGCGUUCUCCAAUGUCGAUAAAAUAUCUCCGUGUUUAAUUUUAGUUGUAUUAAUGCUGUUGUGUUAAUUUGUAAGUAUGAGACAAAAAUAUUUGUGAUAUUAGACGUUAACUAGUGUAUCUCUCGUGUACAGAUUUAAUAUAUUUGUUGUUCUAAAUGUAGCUGUUGUAUUUCGCCAUUUUAUAUUUUAAUGUGUGCGGUGUGAUUCUUAGA